Messenger RNA from Aphanomyces astaci, 12913 nucleotides. RefSeq lists its product as hypothetical. Bases 19 to 12831 code for a protein of 4270 amino acids. NCBI's taxonomy places the organism in Eukaryota, Oomycota, Saprolegniomycetes, Saprolegniales, Verrucalvaceae. The transcript has 16 exons. The record is from RefSeq and is a predicted model, not a curated record.
CGACACUUUGAUCAGACAAUGGGAUGGCAGGCGUGCUGGUUGACGGUCUUCCUGGCCGCCUGGUUAUGCUGCAAUUCCGUGGUGCGUGGGCAAACUUGUUCGCUAUCCAGCUCCAUCACAAAAGCACCUGGCGUCGUGCAGGACCGGGCGUCCCCGUCGGGGUUGUAUGCGGCGUCGAUGGAAUGCCACUGGCAAAUCUCCUCGACCCAGGCCAAUACGGUGGUGGAGCUCACGUUCGACCUGCUGAAUCUAGUGCAGUACCGAGGCAGCAACAACGACGUCCUGUUGGUCAACUUGGGCAGCUCCAAACCCGGGGCUUCCAUUCCAAAAGGAUGGGCGGCGUACAGGAGACACCAGGUUAGCGCUGGCACCGAUGAUAUUGGGGCGUGGGACUACACUUCUUCAAACGGUGGCACGAACGUGUGUCCGGCCACAUCCUUUGACCCGGUUACCACCGACUUGACCACAGGGUCGCUCUUGACCGACCCCCAGCGCAACCUCACGUGGAUCUACUUCACGGGCGCGUAUACGCCGGAUACAGACAACGCCAUGACACUUACAUCUAGUGCGUCCGACGUGUACAUUGUUUUCCGAUCGUUCAUCCAGGGGACUGACACCUCGACGACCUACGGAUUUCAGAUCCGAUAUGACUUUGUGCCGUCCUACUGUGCCCCUGCGACGGUCCUCUCACCUCGCGUGGACGUAUCUGACACGAUCACCACGUCGGCGUCAUACACUGUUCAAGACAAUGUCGUGGGGCAGAUGCAGCCCAAUAUCACGUGCGUGUGGCACCUCCAGCCGUUUCGGCUUGACGCUAGUGGCGACCACUUGGGCAUGGAUGCAGUGUGGAUAUCCUUUACCAGUUUCGACUUGCAAGGCGUCUCGGGGCUCGCCAUAUACGACGGAGGGUCUGAGAGCGCUCCGUUGUUAGCAUCGUACAGUGUCCACAACGCCCCCCAAGGGCUAGUGAUAACUACCCAAGGAACAGCGUAUCUCAAGCUCUCUACGGACGCCAACGCUCGCUCCAGAGGCUUCACCAUGUCGUGGAGUACCUCAUUCUGCCCGUACAAGUGCUCGGGGCCUUCGCGGGGUGUGUGCCAAUAUGGCCACUGUCUGUGCGCCAAAGGCUGGAGUGGUGCGUCGUGUAGUGUUCCCCAAGGCUGGUUCUGCACAGAUUCUCACUAUAACUCCACCGACGGAUGCGACUGUGGCUGUGGCCUCUACGAUCCCGACUGCGACGCCAUUGGUGAAACCAACCAGCCCAAACUGUGUACUCCCUCAACUUCCACGGCUGCGUAUAGUGGCAGCCAGGGCAAACUGUCCACGGGGGAAUGCUUAUUUUGCACGCUGCCUCCGUCGCUCCCUGCGCCUAAAUCGCUGCCGAUGGUGACGUGGGAUGGCGACUACAUCGAGCAAUCCUGUCCAUUCAAUUACCAAUGUCCACAGGGGAAUGUAUGCACCACGACUGGAAAAUGUGUGGCUGUGCUGCCAGACAGCAGUCCUGUCUUGGGUAGCAGUAGUUCGUACAGAAAACAAUGUGUGGCUACGAGCGACUGCCCGGCGUUUACAGUGUGCGAUACCGACACUUUUCAAUGCGAAGCCCCCGACAGCUUGGGUCUGUCCCUGACGCCCCCCUCCACCGUUUGCUCCCUAGUGGGGCUUACCAACACCUCGACCUUUCUCGGCCUUACGAUCGAAGUUCGCCUUCGACUUGCCAGUGCACAGCCCUCCGACACCAUCGUCGCGUAUCCUGGGUUGAGUAUCACUCAUAGCUCAUCACUGGCAUUUUCAGCUUCCAUUUUGGGUGCUUGGAACUCCGACGUGAACAUCGCCGACGGGUUGUGGCACGAUGUGGCUUGGGUGUGGGACAACGUCCAAGGCAGCAUGACGUUGUAUUCAAAGCAGACCGUUCUAGCGACUACUACGGUUGCACCCAGUGUACCCCCACUUGCACCCAACCAAGCACUGACAUUUGGCUCGGCUGACGGAGCUGUAGCCUACUUUCGGAUGUCGUCCAUUGCGAAGCCGGCUUCAACUCUAUUUGCACCUACCUCGUCGUCAGAUAGCCCGUCGGUAGUCGCUGAAUUCAACUUUGGCCAAGGGUCCACAAGGGAUUGGAGUGCAAACCAAAACGAUUUGACUGGCUCCCCAUCCUUGAUCGUGUCGCCUUCAAGUGUUUAUGCUUGUGUGGCGUAUCCUCUGGACAUUUCCACUAGCUUUACGACGGGGAUGGUGCUUUCUGUGACUGGGAUAGUUUUGUCUACAACGUGGGAAGUGGGAGUAAAAGCCGCCAAUGGUAUCGCACUGUUGCAAGUCACUUCGGUCACUGCCAAGUCAGUCCAAGUGCUGGUGGAUACCGUAGCUGUGACUUCGCUAGCUAUUGCCACCCCUGUAACCUCCAAUCUGUCGAUUCGUCUACAGAAGCUAAGCCCCACAUCAAUUGAAAUCUGCAUCAACGACGUUUCCUGUGUGAAAAUCUUGCCUUCAACCACCCUGGCGUCGACAUUUUACGUCGCCCAUGGUGGCUUCACCUCCACUUGUGUGACUCGUGCUGAUUCUUUAACAGCGUUGGCGCCACUGGUGGCAGUUCCCACACUCACCAAAGACACCCGCGAAGCCUGCAUCUUUCCAUUUACCCUCCCCCUGCGAGACUGCACUGCGUUCGAGUCAUAUGUAGCGACCAAGGCGUAUAACGCGGCCGCGUUUGUUGCCGUGGCUAAACCAUACGCCUAUGCAACCUUGGACCAGCUCGUUCAACCCUGCCAGUGCAACACGAUGCCCCCUUGGAACACGUCGAAUUACGUCAUCACGAGGGUGAAUUCAACGGCCCCUCCCUCAGUCACGGUGCAGAUAACGUACAAUUACAUCAAGACCCAAGUCACUGCCGGGGGUCCACAGACCAAUCAGUGCGCUAGCCAGUGCUUCUUCAUAGAAAACACAAACCAAGGACCUCCGCUUACCCCCGCCCUGCCAUUCAAUAGCUCUGCCAACGCGACCUUUGUGUCUGGAACGACUGCGAAACGAUACACCAUGACGCGCGAGUUUAUGUUUCAGCAGGAUGCACACAAUAUAUGGCAAGUGGUAGGGACCGGCGUCGCCCGGACGGAGCGGUGCGUGGUGGAAGGACCGGACGAGGCGGUUGUCGCCACUUCCGUGUCAGUCUUCUCCUGCCAAACCAUCGGGGGUUCUGCCUCUGACCCGCCGUCCCCCCAGCCCUAUUGCGUGCUGCAAAACACCAAGAAAACAUGUUUAGCCGAACAGAAUGGCUGCGGAAUCGAGAACGGCCAAGUCGUCUACACUUCGACAGGGGGGUCCUUUGAAGAUGGCUACGAAAGCAAUAGCGUUACGGAUGGAGUGCAUGAAUGCACGUUCAAUAUCUACCCAGCAAUCCACCCAAAGGCGCUGGAACCAUUCGCAGUGCUGACGUAUGUCGUACCCAAGUCUCAACUUGGGCAAGGUGAUGUGUUGGCAGUCACGACAUCUAUUGGCACGUCGGCGAACUUGAUUUCGGGCUCGACCGUCAGAACAUUGAUGCAACGCGAGGCUGAGUUUACACUCUCGACGGCGGGCGACAAGUCAGGGACACCUGGCGAUGGGUUUAUCGUCGAAUUCGACACUGUGUACUCGUUUCCAACAGCUCCAACAGCGCAUUUCUGUUCGAAUGCAGUUACGACACUAUCUUUUCAAGACUCGGUGGUAUUUCCCACCUACAGCUUUGACAAUUCCACGCUAGUCCUUUCACCAAAUAGUAUCUCUAAUUGCGACUUUAUCCUCCAAGCUGCCAAUGCGUCAGCUGGCAGUGUCGUGUGGGUGCAGUUUCUCAGCUUGGCCUUAACCUCAGACCGCAUUGACCUGUUCGAUCUGAAUGCAGAUUCUACCCCGUCCUCCUUGCUGGCUACGAUCACAAGCACGAGCUACAGCGUGGAGCAUUCGGCUGUGGACUUCAAUGGCGCGACAGACUACUUGGUCUCUGAUAUGCCAGUGGAAGUUCCGUCGAGUAUUCUGUUUUGGAUCCAAGUGGCGAGUACCCUGACUGCAGAUUGCACUGUGGCUAGCGCUUGUUUGACCAACAAUAUACCCAAGCCAAUGAAAGUGCUGGGCUCGGACAACCACUUCCCUGGGUUUAACGUCGUGCUCGCCCCGGACACGGGCGUUUUGUCGGUUCAGUUCAAUACCGGCAGGUCGUUUUCCCUCCUCUUUGACGUGCGGCUUAGCUCGUGGCUCCACGUGGCUAUCGUUCGACGCAAUUCCGACCUGUUUGGGUACAUUGACGGAACGCUCGUGCCUGUGGCCUCUGCCGCCACCACCUCCAAUGCUACUACUACCACUACUAUAAGCCAAGGUCUGCUGUACAUUGGUGGCCAGCCGAGCCUACCCGAUGCGACCAACAUCUACUUUAGUGGCCAGCUACGCCACGUCGUUCUAUUCAGUGAGCCCAAGACCGUGUUUGAGAUCAAUCGACAGAUGAAUUUGCCGUGCGAGGAGUCGGAUGUGUCGUUGGUGGUGUGUUAUUCGUUUCAAACUCGGCUGGAUUUGAGUCGAUUUGCCAACCAUUUGCAUUUCCACGGCCCGUCGAUUCUGCAGUCGUCGGCUUUGGUGCUGUCGCAUAACCUGCGCAAAAUAUUCACGGCCAACUCGUCCAAAGUGCUGCUACGAUAUUCCUCACCGACGUCGUCCGCCACCGCCGACGCGUUUCGCCUGGUGGCAUGGUCGACGUUUUGUGUCAUGCCCUGUUUCGGUGACUGCGAUGACAGAGGCCACUGCGUCUGCCGCCCAGGCACUUCAGGCCGUCAUUGCAACGUCACUAUUCCACCGUGUUCGAACCAUGUGAUUGUGCCGGAGGGAUCGGGGACCAUCACUCUCCCGAGUCCAUCGUCCACAGUGGUACGCGACCAUCAUUUCGUGCCCGAUAUCUCUUCACGAGGGGGCUUUGGGGCGCUCGUCGACUGUUCGUGGCACAUUCAGCAGUCCAACUCGAUCGUGAUGCUGGACAUGCAAUUGGUGGAUCUCACAGAUGAUAACGUCAUUCUAAGUAUCUACGAUGGAGAUCGAGUGGCUACCAUGUAUACUUCUGCGUACAACCUCAGCGCAGCCAUGGCGAUGGACCGCGCGGCGUUCUUUAGCCGAGGCCAAGUGCAGUACACCCAAGCCGUGAUUCGCAAUAUCUCGUCCACGGUAGCCCUAGCUACGUUGUGGCCAAGUACGUUCAACGCUUCCGCGUGCUCCAAGGUGUAUCAUGUGGUCACGUUUGAACGGGGAAAGGUCUGUGCGGACGCCUCCGCCGUGGGGCUCAGUCGACGUUUGGCUAGCGAAACCAUCGCCACCUUCUGGUGGACAUUGUCAUCGUCCGCGUAUGCCUCAGUGCUCACAACGUCGCAACUGUAUUUCAACUCGUUUGACCAAAACUCAGCUAACAUCACGGUGGAAUACCAUUUGCGACCCAUCGAUACCAGAAGCAACGCCGACACUUCUCCGUAUCCAGCGCUUUUUCGACUCCGACGACGGACAUCGUCGUUUUCGACAUGCAAGGACGGCAGCGACGUGAACUUGGAUGGGUUAUCCGGCCAACUUGCGGAAUUUACCUCCAUUUUGAGACCUGAUCUAGGCACGAGUGGGUACACUGACCAGUGCCUUGUGACGCCCCUCUUUGACUACACUGGCAACUGGGCGAUAGACGCGUCCAAAUUGUACUACGGGGCGUUUCGCACCAAGUUUGUGCUCGACCAAGUGCAAUCGAUACCGUUUACGAUGGUCGUUCAAGCAGAGGUGGUGCUGACCACCAAAGAUCAGUACAUAUUCAGCCAAGAAAACCAAGCAGUUGGGUCUAUUUUCCUCAAGUUUGCUCCCACCACGAAAGCGUCUGGCGUGUGGAUCUUUGGAACCGUCGGCCAAAACGACGGCGUCGCAUCCACGAAUCCAACGUCGUUCACGGGCGAGUCGGUGCACUUGGCCAUCACUGUAGUCAGCGGGGUAUGGACAUAUUACGUCAAUGGCGUCAGACACUCGACUUUGAACACCGUCACAAACUACCAAACAUGUGUGGCCACAGGACGGGCGUCGUGCCAGCUGCCCAUAUUGACGUUCUCGGACGUCCAGAAUCGACUCGUGAUUGGGGCCACCGUAUCGAAUGGUCAGGGCGACGGGUUCUGGAUCGGAACGAUCCAACGCGUAAAGGUGUACGAGUCUGCGUUGAGCGAGGCUAUCAUUGGUUGCUUGGCGGGCGGAAGCAGGGCCACUGUGAUACAGUCCACUGUGGUGAACGCCGUUGCAUCCUCAACCAACAGCACUACCGCCACAUUGAGCACCAUCGAUAUCACGACGGUGACUGUCCAGGCCACCAGUGUCAUCUCGCGACUGGUGCGGGAGUGGACGCUGGUGAGGUCGCCGUGUCAAGUUCCCCCCACAUCGCUCCAAUUGGAUGGGAAUGCCGUCGCUUACAUGUUGAAUGUGCCUGACGUGCAGCUAUCAUCAUCGUUGGUUUGGAACUCAUUCGACGACACAUUAGCCCAACUGUCGUGGCGAAAUGGCUCGUUCUUCAGUCAAAGUACUUUGAAACGGAGUAAACGCUACGGGUUUGGGCUCACCACCGAGCUCAUUGUGCGUCUCUUGACCGAGUAUGGUAAUUUGGUGGAGAACACGCCGUACCACAUUACCAGACUGUACGUCAACUCUGUUGGUCCUACUGGUGCUGUCGUGAGUUUUACACUGACAAAUGUAUUUCGUUCCUCUGUGGAUGCAAAAGCCACCCUCGUCCGGUUCAACGAUACGUGGCUCGUGCCAGCAUCUAUCGAAAGACUGGUCCCCCCAGACUUUGGCGUAGUUCCCCCUGUGAAAUGCAUCAGCUCCACCAAUUUUACCGCCUCGGCGGGGUACUUCUCGGACGGGCAGCCCACGGAAACGUCCCCAAGUGUCCACGAUACGCUGUGUAAGUGGGAGAUACAGGCACCUCCAGCCCAGACGAUUCGCUUGCAGUUGGACUUGUUUAACAUUGACUGCACUGAAGGCGUACUGCUCUUGGUGGAUUUGGACACGGCCGUUUCCACUGCUCUCUGCGGGAAUAUCACUACCCGAUCGAUUACGGUAGGAAGAAACAUGCGCUUUGUAUUCGGCAUCGGGCCAGCUACAGGCCCCCAACCGACCAAAUCCACGGGAUUUUACGCCAAAUACUGGUUCUCGGGACACAAUUCAACACAAAACACGACGGACGUUCCAGCUACGUACUCCAACUGGACACUGGUGGAGACUAGCCCCACGACGGGAACUUCGCAGUGUCAAGUGGAUGCCAGUGCUGCCUUGUCCCCUCUCUAUCCGUGGCAAGUGCAAAGUGUGAGCUUGACAUCGAUAUUUAAUCGAACUUGUUAUGCCACGGAAAUGCAAUCGCCCAAUAUAUCGCAAUGGGACGUGGAAUCUGUCGAUUAUGACGGUGGCAGCCCCACGUGUUUACAGUGGGAACAUGAUGAUUCCAUGCCUUGGACAGCCACAGACGUUCAAAUCAGUCGCACCAACGACUUGACUUCCAUACCCCCCCCUACUUUGGUCACCCAGUCCUCACCCGCGUUGGAGCUGACUUCGCACUCUUCUAUCCCUCUAAUUCCAUUCCAAUCCACGAAAAGCAGUGCCGAGAUCCGCUUUCAGUCGCAAGGGAGGGGGGGUCGUAGUCGAGUGGUGGUGGCUUACUCGACGCGGAAAGUGUACUAUGUCGCGCCUCCGAGCUACCGCCCUGCCGAUGGCAGCAUGGGCGACGGCAGCCUCGACGCCCCCUUCACUACCGCCUUUGCCGACUUGUUUGCCAAUGUAUUGAGCGACGGGGACCUAUUGCGAUUGUUCCCAGGGCGGUAUUCCGGCUCGUCAUACUGCAAUCUCGUAGUAACCAAGGCGGUGGGGGUCGACUCUAUCGGGGGACCUGAUAGAACCAUCGUCGAUUGUCUAGGCACCUUUCGGGGGUGGCAGCUUGCCCACGUUCGCGGGCUAACCACCAUCACUGGCAUCACAUUCACCCAAUGCACGGUAGCGUCUAAUGUACAUGGCGCGGCGCUAUGGAUAUCUGGUCCUACGGUGCUACACCAGUGUCGAUUCGUGCACAACACUGACGGCAUCGGGAUCGUGGCGGUGGUGGCCCCCAGCGCCAGUCGCCUAGUCGACUGCGAGUUUGAGCUCAACGUCGGCAGAAGUGCGCUGGCCAUUCUGUCUGCGACUGUCACCGUAGCUGACAGUCGAUUUCUCAACAAUACCUCAACUGGAACGGAAGAAAUUGUUGUUGUAACGAGAUAUGAAGGCACGGGAGGAGCCAACGUCCUCGGCAACCCAGCCUCCGCCACGGUGUCCAAUUGCACGUUUGCCAGGAAUUCUGGCGCGGCGGCGCUGGGGUUGAAGUUCUCCAGCAACGCCGUCGUGACCAACUGCUCGUUUCUUAGCAACCAGGCGGGUGGAAUCACCGUGUUUGCCGCCAUGCUGGUAUUUACGUUCAAUAGUGCGCAGGACAACAAUACAACUGGCCUGCUUGGGACUGUGAGGGGCUCCAUCACGAGUAGUUGGAAUGUCUUCGACUCGAAUCGAGCAGAUUACGGCGGAGCCGUAUUCGUGACGGCCGCCACGUCAUGGAAUGGAUCGUGGAAUGUAUAUCAAAACAACGUGGCAACAGUUGCAGGAGGCGCCAUGUAUGGCACUCCGGACAAUUUUGUGGAAUCGCACAGCAGCUUUCUGAGCAAUUCCGCCGGACCAGACUCUUCCACGACAGACGUCGCGACCAAGUUCACAGGCGGUGCCAUCUCGUUUCAAAACGGAGCCCACAUUGACUUCAAAAGUAACCUCUUUCGCGGCAAUUCUGCGUCCACAGCCGGUGGCGCCAUCUACCUCCAAUCCAGCAGUGCCACCAUUCACUCGAAUCAAUUUGACCAAAACACAGCGAACGAUGGAGACGGGGGCGCGGUGAUGCUAGCCCAGUGCACUCAACAAGGCGUGACCUUUCAGUCCAAUUACUUCGUGGCCAAUGAGGCGUCCAACGGGGGUUCUGUUGCGCUGGACAGUUCGACCUCCGUGACGCUCGACGGCGACAGAUUUGACGCCAGUCUGGCGUUUUUGUAUGGAGGCGCCUUGUACUCGACCAGUCAGUCGGAAGUCCAACUCGUGAAUGUGUCGAUUCUGAGGGGGGUGGCGGACAACGGAGGUGGCGUCUACGCGACCACCGACUCGAUUGUGACGAUAACCAACUCGACGUUUGCCAGGUGCUCCAGUCGGUUCGACGGCGGCAGUAUCUACGUCAUAAACCGCGUGUUUUUGCAGCUGUAUCAAGUGCAGUUUGACCACAGUUCUGCGCUGGGCAACGGAGGUACCCUCGUAGCUAUGUCCCAGCGCACCCAACUCGUCAUGAUGAACGUCGAGAUGGUCCACUCCACCGCCGACAAGGGGGGCGCCGUGUACCUGAUCGACUGCAAAGUCUCUCGGGGGAAUGUCCACGGGCUUCGGAUUGGACAGAGCGUGGGGCGGGUCAUGGGGGGAGCCAUCUACGCGGUCCUGGUCGAGAUGACGUUAUCCAACUUGGUGACGUGGAACACGUCGUCUGUCAACGGAGGGAUGCUGUCGCUGGAAGAUUGCACCGCUACAAUCAUCGACUCGGAGGUUCAGUUGGCCACAGCCGUGGUCAACGGGGGCGCAUUUUACGCGAUUGUGUCGACUCUGACCUUGAUUUCGACAUAUCUCGAGAGGAAUGCUGCGGCGAAUUACGGCGGGGGCGUGUACGGAUUUGCCAGUACACUACACGUGACGGACGGGUCGGUGAUUUCCAUGUCCACGUCCAACUUUGGCGGUGGGGUGUUUGCUGCUAGCUCCACCGUGUACCUGGACGAAAUGACAUUUGAGGGCAAUCUAGCGGCCACAGGGGGGGGGCUAUGCACAGACAUGUCGGAUGUUUGGGCCACAAAGUCGACGUUUGACGGGAAUGUGGCCAGUGACAUGGGCGGAGGCGGGUACAUUUCAUACAAUUACGUUCAACUAGUCAAUUCCACCAUCGUCGAGAACGAAGCGAGGCAAGGAGGGGGGCUCUAUCUGACCAAACUCAACGGCUUCGACAUCCAUGACUCCAUAAUUUCCCAGAACCGACUCAACCACGAACUCCGCGCGAUCGGCGGGGGGCUGGUUGUGAUUCAGCUCGGAGCCAACGCCGCUAUUGGCAAUUCCACCUUGGAAGGCAACGUUGGGGGCGACGACAGCCAAGGCGGGGCCGUAUACGCAGACAACUCCGGCGUCACAUCCAACUCCACAGUUACUAUUCGAAUCGACAGUGCGAUAUUUAAGGGGAAUGCGGCGGGGGCGGGGGGCGCCGUGUACUUGACUGCGAUGGCCGUAGAUUUCAUUCACACGGUAUUGCAAGCAAACUUGGCUCGAACAGGUGGCGGGGGUGCAGUGUACUGGCAGGGAAAGGCCGAGCCCGGGGGGUUGCAAAGUCAAUCGUUCAGUCUGAACCAAGCGUACUGCGGGCCUGACUUUGCAUCGACCCCAUACGCGUUGCAGCCAGUGUACACGGUUCCCAGUACGGUAGAGGAUUGGGCGGGGGAGGCCAGUGGCCAGCCGUUCGAAGGGACUUUUCUUGUCUAUGUGGUGGACCAAUACAUGCAAACGGUGAAGACUGACUAUUCCGUGCUCGUGGCUCUACAGAGCGCCACGUCAGGGGCGUUUGUGACUGGCGCGUCUCAAGCGACCGCCGUCGCUGGCGUCUGCGAUUUCAAAGGCGCAUCGGUGCAGCAACUCCCAGGGCGGUCCAUCACGAUCACCGUGUCGUCCCCUUCCCUCCGCGCGCUGGGCAACGUGACACUUCCCGUCCGCAAGUGCGUUCGUGGGGAAAUGAUCCCCCUCGGGGUGUCCCAGUGCAUUCGCUGCACCUUUGGCAAGUUCAGUUGGAACACAAGUGAUACCAUUUGCCACGAUUGUCCCACUGGCGCCGUCUGCGGGGGCGGGGACUCUGUGAUUGCAUUGGAGGGGUACUGGCGUUUUGCCAAUUCCACGGGAGUUUGUCCCAAUUUGGACCUCCCGUACGACAACUGCAAGCUCAACGUCUGCCUCGGCUCGAGUUGUGGGGGGUAUGUCGCAGCCGCCCACACCGCCACGGUCCGGCUAGACGGCCCAAACAACUCGAUGGUACUGAGUUUGAGCUCAGGGGAAGACGCAUCCGCCAGCUAUUCCGUGGCCGAUCAGCUGUUCGUGGUCGGCAAGGUGGUCACCGUUGUGGGCACUGCCAACGACCAAGUGUACGUGACUGGCGACGACGAGCUGCCGACGGAAGGCAGUGUCAACAUCUUCUGGCCGGCAGACCAAGUAUGCAGUGACGGGUACACUGGCAACUUGUGUCUGCAGUGCGCCCGGGGGUUCACUCGCAGUGGCAAGAGUGCAUGUGUGGCAUGUCCGGCCAAUUACACCCUGACGAUCUUGGUGUUAAUUGGGGGGGUCUUUGCCGUGGUGGUGAUUGUGGUCGUGCUCAUCCGCAUGGCGAUCAACAAGGCCAAGAAGAAGUCCAAUCUGACGUCCAUCUUGACCAAGAUCUUCACGUCGUACCUGCAGCUGAUCAUCCUGGCCGAGUCGUUCAACGUGGACUGGCCCAAGGAAGUUCUCGCCAUGUUUCGCGUGCAGGGCGCCGUGGCGAGUCCUGGCGACAAGCUCAUCUCGAUGGCAUGUCUGCUGGACUACUACACCCAAGAUGUGUCGUAUGUGGCCAGCUUGAGCGCGUAUUACACGCAGCUGGUCCUGUAUUUGUGUCUGCCAGUGUGUGGCGUGGUCUUCCCCGCGAUCUACUGGACGACUCGAUACCGAGCUAUUCGACGGCGCCACCACGCCAAGGACUGGGUCACGGCGGUACAGCCAGGAACCCUGGACCUGGUGUCGAUUGAAUCUGUGGACAAGUUGUUUGAAAGCGUGGGGGAAAAGCCGAGUGAUCUGGUGCUUGUGGUCGUUCACUCGUUUGUCCAGCAAACGCCAGCUCCUGUAGCCAGUGUCAAAGCCGCCUAUUUGGCCGCCAUCAAGAUGGAAACCCGAGCCAAACUCGUCGUCAGCGUCAUCGUGAUCAUGUUCCUCAUCCACCCGAGCCUGACCAACCACUUGUUUCAAAUGUUUGCCUGCACUCAACUAGGCUCAGACGAGACCGGCGCCCCCCUCUACUUUCUGAAUCCAGACCUGGACGUCAAGUGUUAUACAGCAUCGCAUUUUCGGUGGAUGUACUGCGUGGGCAUUCCAGCACUCAUCGGGUUUACAUUGGGCAUCCCCGUGUUUGCCUUGUACGUUGUCUACAGCUGCCGGCAUAACCUCGACGACCUCAGCACCAAACUCGAGUAUGGGUUUCUCUACAUUGGGUUCCGACGGGAGUACUUUUACUGGGAAAUCUGGGUUAUGACGCGCAAGAUCCUGGUGUGCUUUAUCGCAGUGUUUUUAAAACCCCAGGGCACGGGGCCCCAGGCUCUAGCCGCCACCGUCCUGGUCUUUCUUGGGUUAUAUGUGCACAUGGACUGCCAGCCCUAUGAAGACAAGCGCGUGAAUCGCCUCGAGCAAAUGGCCCUAGUGACGUCGCUGUUUACGAUGUUCUGUGCAUUGUUCUUAUACCAGGUCGAAGUCGUGGGGGUGUCCCGCGUACUCUUUGGGGCGAUGGUGAUUGCAGCCAACUGCGUGUUCAGCCUCGAGUUUAGUCGUCUGAUGGCAAUGGCGUUGAAGGACAAGGCAGUGGGGGCUAUGAGUAAACUGACGCAGCUCAAAGCAUUGCAAAACGCUGUCCAUGGGAUCCAGGCCACGCGGCGCCUCACCACGACCGACCGCAAGGUGUAUGUGUCCCAGACACCUAAACUAGGCUAGAAAUGCAGGCAUUGUUUCCCAAAACUCAUCAGGCCUACGAGUACUAUUAAUAACUGUAUGCGGGAGUUAUAUUAUUUCUUCG